Messenger RNA from Drosophila montana, 3901 nucleotides. It is a transcript of the gene Pi3K59F, whose product is annotated as phosphatidylinositol 3-kinase 59F. Lineage: Eukaryota; Metazoa; Arthropoda; Insecta; Diptera; Drosophilidae. Gene Ontology annotation, cellular component: phosphatidylinositol 3-kinase complex, class III, type I; cytoplasm; phosphatidylinositol 3-kinase complex, class III, type II. The record is from RefSeq and is a predicted model, not a curated record. The transcript is spliced from 7 exons. Bases 80 to 2911 code for a protein of 943 amino acids. Gene Ontology annotation, molecular function: 1-phosphatidylinositol-3-kinase activity. Gene Ontology annotation, biological process: autophagy of peroxisome; autophagosome assembly; phosphatidylinositol-3-phosphate biosynthetic process.
GAUAACAGCUACAAUUUGCGCAGCUGAUUGCCGAUAAGUUCGUCAGCAAGCAGCUGCUUGUGUAUAAAAAAUAGACACAAUGGACCAGCCCGAUGAUCAUUUUCGCUAUAUACACAGUUCCUCGCUGCACGAACGUGUCCAAAUCAAAGUCGGCACCCUUGAGGGCAAGAAACGCCAGCCAGAUUAUGAGAAACUGCUCGAUGAUCCCAUACUCCGCUUCUCGGGCCUCUAUUCCGAGGAGUACCCCUCGUUCCAAGUGCGUCUGCAGGUUUACAACGAUGGACGCCCCUAUUGCUUGCCCGUGCACAAUUCGUACAAGUCCUUCGGCAAACGCUGGAGCUGGAACGAGUGGGUGACGUUGCCAUUGCUAUUCUCGGAUUUACCACGCAGCGCCAUGCUGGUGCUGACCAUACUCGACUGCUCAGGAGCUGGCCAAACUACUGUCAUUGGCGGCACGGCAAUCUCCAUGUUUGGCAAGGACGGCAUGUUCCGCCAGGGCAUGUACGAUUUGCGUGUCUGGUUAGGCGUAGAGGGCGAUGGCAGCUUUCCUAGCAAAACCCCUGGCAAGGGCAAGGAAUCCUCCAAAUCGCAGAUGCAGCGACUUGGCAAGCUGGCCAAAAAGCAUCGCAACGGUCAGGUGCAGAAGGUCGAUUGGCUGGAUCGUUUGACAUUCCGUGAAAUCGAGGUGAUUAACGAGCGCGAGAAACGCAUGUCCGACUAUAUGUUUCUCAUGAUUGAGUUCCCCACCAUCAUCGUGGACGACAUGUACAACUAUUCAGUUGUCUAUUUUGAACCAGAAGUGGAUAACAAGUAUAAAUUGCCAGCCAAACCCAAGCUGGUUCUUGUCCCGGACUCGGAAAUUCAAAUGGAGAAUCUGGUGGAGCGCAAACAUCAUCGUUUGGCACGUUCGGAGCGCUCUGGCAUUUCGGAUCGGGAAGCCAAACCGACAACUAUUAUUCGGGAUCAAUUGCACAAAAUAGUGUGCUAUCCGCCGACUUAUGUGCUGAGCAACGAGGAGCAGGACUUAGUUUGGAAGUUCCGUUUCUAUUUGUCAUCGCAUAAAAAGGCGCUCACAAAGUUUCUAAAAUGCAUCAAUUGGAAACUGAACGAGGAGGUAAACCAAGCGCUGUGGAUGCUCGCCAAUUGGGCACCCAUGGAUGUGGAGGAUGCACUGGAGCUGCUCAGUCCAACAUUCACACACCCGGAGGUGCGUAAAUAUGCUAUAAGUCGUCUGGCACAGGCACCCGACGAGGAUCUCCUGCUGUACUUGCUGCAACUCGUGCAGGCUCUCAAAUAUGAGGAUCUCCGCAUCAUAAUACAGCUGCACAAGUUCAACAUACCCGAGCCGGAACGCGACGUGGUGCGCUCGCUGCUGGACGAGAACGACUCUCUGCUAGACCAGAGCAGCAUAUCCGAUUUGAGCACUGCGAGCAGCGCCCUGCAUGCCUCGGUUAUACCCGCCAAUCAGCGUGCUGCACUGGCCGCCGUUAAGGUUGAGAAAUCUACCAUGGCGAGCAGUGCGAGUGCGCCGGCCAUCAGGGCCAGCACUCCAGCACUUAGGAUGGAACGCGCUGAUGCUGCCGAUACAAGCGGCGCCUCGCUGCCCACCCAGUCCAACUCGCAUACACCGGUGCUGGGCCAGACUGGGGCUCCCAAUCUGUGCCAAUUCCUAAUACAGCGCGCUUGUAAGAACGCCACGCUGGCCAACUAUUUGUACUGGUACUUAUCCAUCGAGGUGGAGGAUGUGGCUUCGGUGCAUAAACAGGAUCAGCGGACGCACGACAUGUAUGCCAUGGUCCUCAAUAUAUUCCUCAAGGAGCUUUACGACGGUGAUUUUCAUUUGCGCGGCAUUUCCUACAAUCUGCGCAAGCAGCAGUGCUUCAUUGACGAGCUGGUCAAGUUGGUUAAGCUAGUGGCCAAGGAGCCGGGCAAUCGCAACAAGAAAACGGAAAAGUUCCAAAAGCUGCUGGCCGAGCAGACCAUGUUCAAGGUGAACUUUACCAACUUUGAGCCCAUACCAUUCCCCCUGGAUCCGGAGAUCUAUAUAACCAAAAUAAUACCACAGCGCACGUCGCUCUUCAAGAGCGCCCUCAUGCCAGCCAAGCUCACUUUUGUCACAUCCAUUGCAAAGCACGAGUAUGUGGCCAUUUUCAAGCAUGGCGAUGACCUGCGACAGGAUCAGCUCAUACUCCAAAUGAUUACGCUAAUGGACAAACUGCUGCGACGGGAGAAUCUUGAUCUCAAACUGACACCGUACAAGGUGUUAGCGACCAGCUCCAAGCACGGGUUCCUUCAAUACAUCGACUCUUGCACCGUGGCGGAGGUGCUGGCUCGGGAGGGCAAUAUACUUAACUUUUUCAAGCGGCAUAAUCCCUGCGAGAACGGCCCCUACGGCAUAUCCGCCGAAGUGAUGGACACCUACAUCAAAAGCUGUGCGGGCUACUGUGUGAUCACAUAUCUACUAGGAGUGGGUGAUCGGCAUUUGGACAAUCUACUGUUGACGAGCACUGGCAAGCUGUUCCAUAUUGAUUUCGGGUACAUACUAGGACGCGAUCCGAAGCCUAUGCCCCCACCCAUGAAGCUGAGCAAGGAAAUGGUUGAGGCAAUGGGCGGUGUCAGCUCGGACCAUUAUCACGAAUUCCGUAAACAGUGCUAUACGGCGUAUUUGCAUUUACGUCGGCAUGCCAAUGUCAUGCUGAAUCUGUUCUCGCUGAUGGUGGAUGCCACAGUGCCCGAUAUCGCUCUGGAGCCGGACAAGGCCGUCAAGAAGGUUGAGGAGAAUCUACAACUGGGCCUGUCCGACGAGGAGGCGGUUCAGCAUUUGCAGAGCCUGCUGGACAUAUCCAUAACAGCUGUGAUGCCGGCGCUGGUCGAGCAGAUACAUCGUAUCACGCAAUACUGGCGCAAGUAAAUGCCAGUAAAUGCUGCUCUUAUGUAAUUUAACUUUUUAGGUAAGUGUAUUUUAAUCUAAACGCAGUAGGUAAAGCACAUACCUACAUUCAGGUGUAUUAUAUAUAUAAAUAUAUUAUUGUGACGUGUGUAUAUAUUAAGCAGCCUCUUUGUUACUGGUAUGCACAAUGCACAAGCGCUCCAAGAAACCCGUGUGGGUGCUUUUCAAGAUUUUGGAGCUCUUGAUAAGCUCCAUUUCUGGCUAUGUGCAUUUCAAAGGUUUUAAAGAGCAAGAAAUUCCGCACAUCUUUUUACCGUGCGCCACAUUUGGAAGCGGGGUCAUCAUUGGCAUUCUCAGCUUGGUCGGAACUUUUUUCGCUGACCGGCUUACCAUGCGGGUUGAGGCCCUAACCAGCGGAAUGUUAGGCACGUUGUAUCUAGCUUCCGUCUAUGCGCACAUGUAUCUGGUGCAGCAUGAUAAGCUGCUGCCGUUUCUCAAAGAUCUCGAGGAGGAAAAGGACGGCUACAUAAUCUGCUGCAAUAGAAAUGCCAUUUUGAGCUUGUAUGCUGUUGCCAUCUAUUAUCUGCAUUGCACCUUUGCGCUGGAUAUUCUCCUUUGCCCUGAAAGUGAUCAUUUUUCUGACGAUGUGAAGCGCAGCAAACGUCGACUUAAAUUAUACUUUAUAAGCAAGGACGUUGAGCAUUACGUUAGCCGUUUUCGUUGGUAUCAACUGCUCUCCGCCAGCGUUCUGACCAAGAACGCAGAAAGGAAGCCAUCAUAUUUGGAAAAUGUUAUUCGUAGCAAGUCCAGCGUUUGAAACGUUUCGAUAUUUGCGCCAUCGAUAAAAAUUCAGAUCAGCUGUUUGCCAUAACAGCCCUGUCCAAUUGCGCGCCCAAAUUUACAGCUGUUUUGAAACCUUUGGCUAUGCGCUGUUAUUGUAUUCUAUUUUGUUUAGAGUUUUUGGUGUGCGCAAAAUAUUUAGCGUUUUGGAAAAAUUACAGUGUGUCGUGA